AUGUUAAAAUGGACGCCGCCGGCUACGAUCGACCAUCUCGGCACGCCACAGACUGAACCAAAAACUGAAAUAGACGCAGCAGCCGCCGAGCGUCAACCGUUGCGUCGCAAGCUCGGCACUGCGCGUCGUCGCCUUGCGUCCGUCGCGUCGCAAAAGCUAAAUUUAAUUAUUUUUAGUCACAGCGCCCGCAGAUUCAAGGUGCUUACAAACCAGCGGUCAAACACUUCAGUUUUUAUUUGGAAUUUCACUCUUGAACAGUUAAAGCGAUGCUCAUCAGCCACCUCAUAUGAAAUAUAA
Acanthoscelides obtectus is the source of this 297-nucleotide messenger RNA. NCBI's taxonomy places the organism in Eukaryota, Metazoa, Arthropoda, Insecta, Coleoptera, Chrysomelidae. The record is from the annotation of a GenBank genome assembly.